AACACUCCAUCCCGCUCUCCCCUCAUUUCAAAUAACACACGCGCACCCACACAUCGCCGAUAUCGAUUCAGGAGAAGGAGCAGAGAGAUUCGAAGAGGAAUGGCGACGAACAUAGGGAUGAUGGACUCGGCUUACUUCGUCGGCAGAUCGGAGAUCUUAACUUGGAUUAAUUCCACGCUACAUCUCAAUCUCACCAAAGUCGAAGAGGCAUGUACAGGUGCGGUCCAGUGCCAGCUGAUGGACGCCGUUCAUCCAGGAACUGUGCCGAUGCACAAGGUCAAUUUCGAUGCCAAGACCGAGUAUGAAAUGAUUCAGAACUACAAAGUCCUCCAGGACGUUUUCAACAAGCUCAAAAUCACCAAGCACAUUGAGGUUAAUAAGCUGAUCAAAGGAAGGCCUUUGGACAAUUUGGAAUUCAUGCAGUGGAUGAAGCGCUACUGUGACACUGUUAAUGGAGGAUCUAUCAACAGUUACAAUGCUCUUGAGAGGAGAAGAGAGGCCUCCAAGGGUGGAAAAGAUACUAGCAAGAAAUCUGUUCCAUCACAGCCUUCAACUAAAAGUGCAGCUCCUGCUGCUGCCAAACAUGCUCCUCACAAUGCUCGAAGAAGUGAUGCACCCCAUGUCAAUAUUGCAAGUCAAGCUGUCAAGUCCUCUAGGCCUUCUUCAAGCGGAGGGUCUUCAGUCUAUUCUGAAGCCGAACGAACUGCAUAUGAACAACAGAUAACAGAGUUGAAAUUAUCCGUGGAUAGUCUUGAGAAGGAGAGGGACUUCUACUUCGCCAAGUUGAGGGACAUUGAAAUCUUGUGCCAGUGCCCUGAGAUUGAGAACCUACCUGUGGUUGAGGCAAUAAAGAGGAUUCUAUAUGCUACAGAUGAUGAUGCUUCAGUGGUUGCAGAAGCUCAAGCUAUGAUAUCUCAGAACCAGCAGCAAAUAGAACCAUUGGAUACCAUACCUGAGGAGGAGGAAGACCUGCUGAAACUAGAAACUCAAAAGAGGAAAAGUUUCAUCAAUGUUGAUGUGGAUGCAGCUGCAAACAGUACCUUGUCCCCGAGGCAAAGGAUUUCUGAUGCUUCUGAUGUCCAUUGCAGUGGAUCACCCCUGGUGACAUAUUGAUUGUCUAUGAGAAUUUGGACUUCAAUGGUGUACACAAUCUAGCAGCUAUGCUAGUCGUUGUUGUCUGUUCAAAAACUACUUAGUGUAUCUCAAAGUUUUUGCUUCUUUUAGUUGCAAAUAGUCCUACUUAGAACAUAAAGUAGGAACAACUGUCUGGGUAUAUCUUAGGGACAUGCUGCAUGACUGGAAAUAUAUUUUUGUAAGAAGAGGUCCUUGAGCA
Messenger RNA from Coffea eugenioides, 1333 nucleotides. Its product is annotated as microtubule-associated protein RP/EB family member 1C. The coding region runs from base 100 to 1113 and encodes 337 amino acids. Gene Ontology annotation, biological process: thigmotropism; regulation of microtubule polymerization or depolymerization; protein localization to microtubule plus-end. The transcript has 6 exons. Lineage: Eukaryota; Viridiplantae; Streptophyta; Magnoliopsida; Gentianales; Rubiaceae. Gene Ontology annotation, cellular component: microtubule organizing center; spindle midzone; cytoplasmic microtubule. Gene Ontology annotation, molecular function: microtubule plus-end binding. The record is from RefSeq and is a predicted model, not a curated record.